Messenger RNA from Paralichthys olivaceus (Japanese flounder), 2116 nucleotides. The record is from RefSeq and is a predicted model, not a curated record. NCBI's taxonomy places the organism in Eukaryota, Metazoa, Chordata, Actinopteri, Pleuronectiformes, Paralichthyidae.
UCCACACCUGACUCAACAAACGAGGGCGGGGUUAAACCUCUGUUUGCUCCCCUGAACAACCAGUGGACUUGCCCGGGCUGCCCGCGAGUUCAAAACGAGCUCCCGGUCGAUUUAGGCGGGCGGGGUUUACAGUCGUCUUUCCUUAAAGACUGAGAGAACAGCUGAACAGAAACGAUACCAAAACAAAUUCACCCCAUCGAGGCUUGAGCGAAUAAAGCGAGAGGAAAACACAAUGUCUUCUCUGAGCGGUAAAAGUGCGCAGGAGAUCAGCGAGCUGCUCGAUGAGUUCGGGAUCAGACACGGACCUGUGGUCGACUCCACCAGAGAUCUGUAUGAGAAGAAGCUGAGAGAGGCCAUGGCCACAGAGAAACGAGCCAAGUACAGUAAACCCUCACCUGACAAGACCUACUACAGAGAAGAGGAGGACGAAGUCACCUAUGUUUACAGGACACCAGUCAAGAAUGAGGGUGGAGACUAUGGUGACAGGUUGGUUCUCACUGAGGCUCUCCUAUGUUUAAACUCUGAUUGUCUUUCUUUUAUAAUCACUAUUUCUAUUUCAUGUUAUCAACAAGCUAAUAAUAGUCUGAAUGAUUAUUUACUUCUUCUCUAUCCAUCCAGAGGCUCAUACCUGAGCUCCAGACCCAACUGGGCUGAGAGGGAACUUGAACAGACGUCUUACUCAGCGUACCAGAGGUCAAGGCCUGAAUCCAGAGGAAGAGAUUUUGUUGAUGACCACUACAUGCAUGAAACGCCGUCCACUUACAGAGCCUCCUCCUUGAAAUCUACGCCCAUGAAAUCUGAUCAAGAUGCUCCGAAGCCCCCAAAGUCGUCCCCCUUCAUCCCAAUGUGGGUUCAGCUCGUGUUCUUCUUGGCUGUGGCAAUUUUUCUCUACUUGGUUUUUUCCAGCAUGGAGACAAAUGAAUCCCUCAAAGGGCUAGAAUGAUUGAGUAUUUUAUUCUUCCUCCAUUUAUUGGGCUCUUACACUUUGUGUUUCAAUUCAAGGAAUGUAUUUUGGUAAAUGCCUUUAUUUUAGACAUUGCUGAAAUUGUUGUUUAUGCAAUAUUUGUGUGUGUCACUAUUGCAGUUUAUUAGCCCGCUUAUUUUUAUAAGGUAAAAUACAUGAUUGUCACAGGCGUCAGUCUCACAGCUCUACCAAAAACAGAUGAGGACACUAAGGUAGCUGCAGCGUCAUCUGAGGAAUUUUGUAGAUAACUGUCCACAGCUCACUGCAGCACAAUGUACUCAGUGAUGCUUGGUGCAAAAUGCCAGGAAAUGACAGUUUAAACUCUACUACUAUCUUGAUGUGAGCAAGUGGAUUUCCUGAAUAAGAAGUCACACUCACAGUGAAUAUUUGGCACAUUGAGCAUCACAAACUGCAGAAAAAUGCCUGUCCACUCUAUUGUAUUGAUCUUCAGCAAAUGAUAUGUUUGCCUCAGCAAUUCACAUCGAAUAUUCAUGCACAAUUAAAGAAACGAUAAAUAUCCAGUCAUUUAACUGCACACACAUUUCUUAUAAAAGGACCAUCACAUGCCAUCAAAAAACUUAUAAUUUAAACGUUUCAUUGUUCAAUAUCUUAAAAACUGACUGAUCACAAUGUGUAAAAGUUAGAGAUCUUUUAAGUAUCCCAAAAAUUUUACAUUUUUGUAGUGUUUGGUAUUCCGAGUAUCUAACAGUAUAUCAUUCUGUGUACAUUGGUAUUAUGAAGACUAAUCAGAACCUGCUAGUUAAAUACUCUUAAGCAUGCGUCCUUUGAUUCAUUUUGCGGGUAAUAAAUGAUUACAUUAAAAUACAGGUUGGACAGUUUUUGGCUGUAAUUCAAGUGCCUCAGCAGUUUCACAGUAAUAAUUGGGAUAUAAAUGUUUUUUCAGUGUUUAUUCAAGCUGUUAUGUCACGAUUAUGCUUUUUUUCACAAGAAGUAAUUUUGAGGUAUUGCACUUUUGUACCAAAUACAUGCAUACAGAGUGUGAUGUGGUUUGUUUUGUACUUCAGUUUCAUUAUUCAAAAUAUAAAAGAGCUUGUAUACGUUUACAAGUUUAAAGGCUUUUAUUCAGGGGCAAAAACAAUAUUUAAUGUUUAAAUAACGGAGGGUAUAAAAAUAAAGAAACUAUAUUGUGCA